Molecule: messenger RNA, 6414 nt
Organism: Gorilla gorilla gorilla (western lowland gorilla)
Lineage: Eukaryota; Metazoa; Chordata; Mammalia; Primates; Hominidae
Exons: 5
Coding region: 4080-4988 (302 amino acids)
Source: RefSeq, a predicted model, not a curated record
CCGUGCAUGUGAGGGAUCUAGGUUGCGCUGUUCUUAUGAGAAUCUAAUACCUAUUGAUCUGUCACUUUCUCCCAUCACGCUCAGGUGGGACCAUCCAGUUUCAGGAAAACAAGCUUAACACGCCCACUGAUUCUACAUUAUGCUCCUACCUCCCGGCAGCCUCGCCAGGCCCAGAACUCUCUCCAGUCAGCCUCUACAGACCAAGCUCAUGACUCACAAUGGCCUAUUUAGGCCCAUACCCUACCUCACGGCAGUCUCCGCAGAUGAGCCUACUGCCUCACAACAGCCUCCACAGUCACAGCUCCAUCGUUACAGUGGCCUCUUUAGACCCAGCUCCUGCCUCCCAGCCUUCUCUCCAGGCCCUGAACUUUCUCCGUUAGUUGAGUUAGCUGGGACUGUAGGGUCUCCCUCUGUUGUCCGAGGCUGGAGGGUAGUAGUGCUAUCGCAGCUGACUGCAGCCUCAACCUUCCAGGCUGAAGCGAUCCUCCCAUCUCAACCUCCCACGUGGCUGAGACUACAGGUGCUUGCCACUACGCCCAACUAAUAUUUGGUAUUUUCGUAUACGUGGAUUCCAGAGGGGUGACAGCGAAACGUGAGUGGGACCAUCCAGUUUCAGGAAAACAAGCUUAACACGCCCACUGAUUCUACAUUAUGAUUCUUCAGGCCCAGCAUCUGCCUCACUGUGGACCCCCCAAGCCAAGCUCCCAACCUUUCAGCAGCUUCUACACACCCAGCUCCCGCCUGCCAGUGGCCUCUUCAGGCCCAUGGGGCUCAUUCCUCACAACAGCCUUUCCAGUCCCAGUUUUUCCCUUCCGGCGGCCUCUCCGGGCUGAGAACCUCCUCAGGUCGGCCUCUCCAGACUCACUUGCACCCUCCAGGUGUCCUCUCCGGGCCAAGCUCCUCUUCCUGGCUGCGUCUCCAGGCCUGACUCCUGCCUCUCAACAACCUCUUUGGACUCAGUGCCUACCCAUCUCCUGGCAUCCUUGGUCGGCCCACAGCUUCCUCAAGCCAAGCUCCCCAGGCCCAGGUCAGGCCUCACGGUGCCCCCUCCACAAUGAGCUCCUGCCCUCCAAUGGCACCUGCAGGCCCCAAAUGGUCUCCGGUCGGUGGGCUCCUCCACGCCAAGCUUGGGCCUCCCGGUGACCUCUGCAGGCCCAAGUUGUCCUGAAGUCGGCAUCUCCCAGCCAUGCCUCCCAGCAAGUAAGCAAGCUCUUUUGGCUCAACUCCUGCCCAGCUCCCAACCGCCUUUGUAGGUCCCGAACUUUCUCCAGCCAAGUUCUUUGGGCCUCAUUCCUGCCGCCCGGUGGCCUGUACGGGCCCAGCAAUGGUUGGAGAACGGCCUCUGCAGGUCCCGCUCUUGCCUCCCAGGGGCCUCUCCAGGCCCAGCUCUUGCCCCCACGGCGGCCACCUGGGGCCAAGUCCCUGCCUGCCUCCCAGCAGCCCGCAUGCGGCCCAGCUCCUCCCUCACGGUGGCCUGUUGAUGCCCAUGCCUCUGGUACCCUGCCCAGAGGCAUGAGACCCUGCCACACACUGGCUCCUCCCACGCUGAGAGAGGUCAGCGUGAGCCCUUGCCUCACACCGGCCCCUCCCAUCCUGAGAGAGGUCAGCGUGAACCCCUUGACUCACACUGGCUCCUCCCACGCUGAGAGAGGUCAGCGUGAGCCCUUGCCUCACACCGGCCCCUCCCAUGCUGAGAGAGGUUGGCGUGAGCCCUUGCCUCACACCGGCCCCUCCCACGGUGAGAGAGGUCAGCGUCAGCCCCUUGCCUCACACCGGCCCCUCCCACGCUGAGAGAGGUUGGCGUGAGCCCCUUGCCUCACACCGGCCCCUCCCACGCUGAGAGAGGUCGGCGUGAGCCCUUGCCUCACACCGGCCCCUCCCACACUGAGAGAGGUCAACAUGAGCCCCUUGCCUCACACCGGCCCCUCCCACGCUGAGAGAGGUCAACAUGAGUCCCUUGCCUCACACGGGCCCCUCUCACUCUGACAGAGGUCAGCCUGAGCCCUUGUCUCACACCGGCCCCUCCCACGCUGAGAGAGGUCAGCGUGAGCCCUUGCCUCACACCGGCCCCUCCCACGCUGAGAGAGGUCAACAUGAGCCCCUUGCCUCACACCGGCCCCUCCCACGCUGAGAGAGGUCGGCGUGAGCCCUUGCCUCACACCGGCCCCUCCCACGCUGAGAGAGGUCAACAUGAGCCCCUUGCCUCACACCGGCCCCUCCCACGCUGAGAGAGGUCAACAUGAGUCCCUUGCCUCACACGGGCCCCUCUCACUCUGACAGAGGUCAGCCUGAGCCCUUGUCUCACACCGGCCCCUCCCACGCUGAGAGAGGUCAGCGUGAGCCCCUUGCCUCACACCGGCCCCUCCCACACUGAGAGAGGUCAACAUGAGCCCCUUGCCUCACACCGGCCCCUCCCACGCUGAGAGAGGUCAACAUGAGCCCCUUGCCUCACACCGGCCCCUCCCAUGCUGAGAGAGGUUGGCGUGAGCCCUUGCCUCACACCGGCCCCUCCCACGGUGAGAGAGGUCAGCGUCAGCCCCUUGCCUCACACCGGCCCCUCCCACGCUGAGAGAGGUUGGCGUGAGCCCCUUGCCUCACACCGGCCCCUCCCACGCUGAGAGAGGUUGGCGUGAGCCCUUGCCUCACACCGGCCCCUCCCACGGUGAGAGAGGUCAACAUGAGCCCCUUGCCUCACACCGGCCCCUCCCACGCUGAGAGAGGUCAGUGUGAGCCCCUUGCCUCAACCCGGCCCCUCCCAUGCUGAGAGAGGUCGGCGUGAGCCCUUGCCUCACACCGGCCCCUCCCAUGCUGAGAGAGGUCAGCCUGAGCCCCUUGCCUCACACCGGCCCCUCCCACGGUGAGAGAGGUCAGCGUCAGCCCCUGCCUCAACUGGCCACCGUGAGGGAGGAGCAGGGUCGCACGCGGGCUGCUGUGAGGCAGGCAGCGACUUGGGCCUGGGAGGUCGUGGUGGGGUGAGAGCUGGGCUUGGAGACUCCCCUGGGAGGCAACAGCGGGGCCUACAGACUCUGUUCUCCAGCCGGAGCUGGGACUGUUCAGGUACUGGGAGGUGGGAUGUGGGUCUGAAGAGCUUGGUUGCAGAAACUUUGGGGUCUACAAACGCAGGCGGGAGCUGAGCCAAAAAAGCUUGUUUGCUGGGAGGCGGGAGAUGCAGCCAGGAGAAACAGCUGUGCCUGCAGAGGCCGCCAUGCGGGAGGCGGAGGCCGGGCCUCCUCAAAUCGGCCUCUCCAGACCCACUUGCAGCCUCCCAGCAUCCUCUCCGGGCCCAGCUCUUCCUCCCGGCUGCGUCUCCAGGCCUGACUCUGGCCUCCCAACAACGUCUUUGGACUCAGCUCCUGCCCAGCUCCCAGCAGGCCCAAGUUGUCGUCAAGUCGGCCUGGAAUUGGGCCCGGAAGAGCAGCAAGUCGGCCUCCCCGGGCCCAGCUCCGUCCUCUCAGCGGCCUCUCCAGGUGCAAAACUUCCUCGAGUCAGCCUCUCCAGGCCCAGCUCCUCCUGCCUCCCAGUGGCCUCUUUCAGCCCAGACCAGCUCAUGGCUCUUGGCGGCCUUCCCAGGCCCCGCUUUUGACUUUUGGUGGCCUCUUCAGGCCCAGAACUUGACCUCCAGUGGGCCUUUGCAGGCCCGGCCUCCUGCCUCUCGAAGGCCUGCACGGGCCCGGACUCACAGCGGACUCACAGCGGACUCUCCAUGCCCAGCUAGCUCUCGCCUCAUUGCGGCCUCCCGAGUCCAAAGCUCCUGCCUCUCGGCCGCUUCGGCAGGCCCAGCUCCCGCCUGCCAGUGGCCUCUUUAGGCCCAGCUCAUUCCUCGCAACGGCCUUCCCAGGCCCCGUUUUUCCCUUCUGGCAGCCUCUUGGCCUCUAAUUUGUUUAUCUUUUGUGUAUAAAUCCCAAAAUAUUGAAUUUUGGAAUAUUUACACCAUUAUGUAAAUAUUUUGGUAGGUGAUUUAUUUGGGGUGAGUUUCUGCACCAAGCCCGAAUUUUUUAUUUUAUUUUCCUUAUUAUUUGGUGUUAAACAGGUUUAAUGACGGUCAUGGCAACUGUUUGGCACAAUGAAAAAUAUCGCCCAUGAUCAACGUGUUCUGUUCUGGGGAAGGGGGCAAAGGCAGGGUGAAUCACUUUCUUAAAAAGUAUAGCUCAAGUUGGGAGUGCAGAGGGAAUGGGGAGAAAACCCUCCCGCUGCCUGUGUCGAAGUGCAGGAGCCCCCACCCCCAUACUCACCUGAGUCCAGCCCCUCUGGGGAAAGAAGGGGUGCAUGAACUCCCCCUAGUCCACAGGCACCUCCCUGUGGCCCAAGGCCCUCUUCACACUCCAUCUUGUAGCCCCAACAGGAGCUAUUUUCCGAAAAUAGCUUUUGGAAGGGUUGCACCAGAGCCUGAGCAGGGUGAGGUGGGGUCAGGCAGGGCUGGGAGUCAGGGCAGGGGCAGCAGCAGUGGACCCGCUAUGCACACAUCUUCUUCUCCAAGGUUUGUGUGCAGAACCUCCUGCCCAUGCUGCCCCAGCAGCUUCAGUUGGCACCUGCCCCAGUCCAGCCUCUGGGACCCAUGCAGCAGCUCCCAGCGGCCCUGCACCCACCACCAGCAUCCGUUUCACCUGCAGUUGAAGAUCCGUGAGGUGCCCAGAAUAUCAUGUAGUCAUCAGUCCCACGGAGCAGCCCGCGAGGCUGAGGGUCCUCCCACUGGACCGCCCCCCAUCUGGCACCAGUGCUGCCCCUGCCCCUACUCUCAGCCUCACGUGACUCUCGGGCAGAGGCAGUGGUGGGGCAGCCAGGGCAGCGUCAAGAGUCUGAGCCAGGUGAGGUGCAGUCAGGACCCCCACAGGGCUGGGAGUCAGGGCAGGGGCAGAACAAACCUUGGAGGGGAAGAUGUGUGCAUAGUGGGCCUGGAGGGCGGCUGUGGCCUAGUGGACGGGAAGAAGCAGUGGGCCUGGAAGAGCUGCAUGAUCAGGGCUGGCACUGGUCCAGGGUGCGUGCAGUGAAGAGGACAGCGCCUUCUCGGUCUCCGGUUCCCUGAGCCUGUCCUCGGGAGCCUGCCCCUACCUGAGAGGCCCUCCUGCCCGGCACCCACCUGUGGAAGCCCAGUCCAUUCUUCAAAGCUGUAAUCACUAGAGUGCCGUGGGUUGCAAGUGACAGAUAACCAACUCAGAGUGGCUUAAACAAUGAGGACAGCUGAGGUCUUGCUGCACCAGGGUGCACCAAUGCAGCAGCCCCUCAGCACUGUUAGGGUGAUGGUUCUCUCCAUCUUUGCUUGUGGCUGUGCGCUUUUCCUUGUAGAGCAAAAUCAAGUCCCGUUUCCUAUUCCUAAGGGUGUCUGGGUGAGGAAGGUUCAGGUGCAAACCAAGGUCAGAAUGACGCUGUCAGUCUCCAUCAGCCAAGCAGGACCCUCAGGUCCUAGGUGGCUGCUGCAGGUCCAGGCAUCACAUGUAACAAUAAGGUCCUUGGCUGGGUAAGGAAUUGGUAAGGACCGAUUCCUUUUCUCGUGUCUCAGUUUAAGAGCGAGGAAACCUCUCCCAGAAGUCCCCAGGAGACCUGUCCUUUUGUCUCGUUGGCCAGAAUUGGAUCACGUGCCCGUGUUAAACCUGCCCUGUGUGGUUCACCCAGGACCGGGUCAGGACUGAUGCCUGUGCAGGUCUGGAGCAAGGACAAGGCGUUGAGUCCACCACAAAGGUUCUCCAUGUUAGGGGGCAUAUUCCAGCCCCCAUGGGCUGUGGUGCCCCUUCCUUUGAGCCCAGAACCUCUUUGGCCCCAGUCAUGUUCUACCUGGACCUGUGAUAUUUGUAAUGCACUCGAUGUUAUGGCACCAACUAUGUGGCAGGCUCUGUGUUAGGCACAGAGAUACAAGAAUGCUGAGAGGCAACCUCUGACCUGAGGGUGUUCAUCAAAACCAAGACAAACAGGCGACCCCACAGCGAGGGACAGGGAAGCAAGAACCCAGAUGGAAAGCUCUGGCUGGCGGAGGUCACUCACAGAGAGGGCUCAGCCCUAAGACUGGGAGGAGGGAGGAGGUGGGCUGACGGAAAAGAGGAAAGGGAGGUGCUCUUGGCAGAGGAACAGCUGUGUACGCAGGUCCUGAAGUGUCAGAAACUCAGCCCAGUGUAGGCAAAACAAUAGAGCCAAGUGGCUCAAAGAAGGGGAAGAGACCUAUGAGGAGGCCAAAGCGGUCAUAUCACACAAGGUCUUGAAUGCCACACCAAGGAGGCUGAACUGAGUCCAGGAGUUGAUGGAGAACCUUUCAACAAUUUAAAGCAGAUGAAUGAAGAUGUUUAUAAAAAUCUUAACACUUGUCUCUAAGCUCCUGGGAAGCAGGGAUGAUGGCUCGUUUCUCUCUGUCCCCCCUGCAGUGCCGGCCUGGCUGAAUGGCUGUUUCCCCAACUAUAAAAUGCUUUCAACACAAGCUUGAUGAUU